GAACAACCAAAUAGGCUUCAAAGAAAAACAUCAGCUGGUAUGAGGUGUCAAUACCCCCCUGGCCAAUUAGAGAACGUACAGGGACCUCGAAAUCUCACGAACACUGACCCGUACGGAGCCGUCAUGAGGUAUUUGGUGACACGGCAUGAUUUGCAUCAGUUCAUCGAGUGCUGUAUGAGUGCAGUCGGUGCCAGGAGCUGUCAUGGGGCAGCACUGGCCGAUGUGCUGGUGGAGGGAGAUUAUCGAGGACAUUACAGCCACGGACUCAACAGACUUGAUAUGUACGUGAAGGAUCUGAAAACUGGAAUCUGCGCAAAGGAUGGAGACCCAACAAUUGUAAAGUGCACGGCAGCCACUGCACUGGUGAAUGGCAAUAACCUGAUUGGACCCAUUGUUGGGAACUUCUGCAUGGAACUUGCCAUCGCAAAGGCCAAGCAAGUGGGAAUAGGCUGGGUGUCAGCUUACGGUUCUAACCACUUUGGCAUUGCUGGAUUUUAUUCCAUGCAAGCUCUGAAAUGUGGUCUCAUUGGGAUGUCUUGUACCAACACCUCUCCACUGGUGGUGCCAACCCGAGGAAAGGAGUGUACUCUGGGAACCAAUCCUAUCAGUGUGGCAGCUCCAGCCCUGGAUGGAGAUAGCUUUGUGUUGGAUAUGGCCACAUCAGCAGUGGCUUUGGGAAAGAUAGAAUUUCAACACAGACGUGGAGAGGAGGUUCCGGUAGGAUGGGGCUGUGAUCCUGAUGGCAAGGACACCACUGAUCCAGCAAAAAUUUUGAGUGGAGGGGGUCUGCUGCCUCUGGGAGGAAACGAGGCUACAAGUGGAUACAAAGGCUAUGGAUUGAGUAUGAUGGUGGAGAUAUUUUGUGGAAUUCUAGCGGGAGGUCAUUACAGUAAAAACGUCCGCCGCUGGAAGGAGACAGACUCGGUGGCUGACUUGGGACAGAGUUUCUUUGCCUUGGAUCCAGAAUGUUUCGCUCCAGGUUUCGAGUCGAGGAUGUCAGAUCUGCUCAAACUGCACAGAAACCUGGAACCGAGCGAGCCUGGGCUGGGUGUCCUCGUGCCCGGAGACCCGGAGCAGCAGCACAUGGCCGAGUGUGAUCGUCACGGCGCCAUUCCAUACCAUGUCAACGUGGUGGACCACAUGAACUCGAUGGCGAGGGAGCUGGGGGUUGAGCCGCUGCCGACAACCCGCACUAUUGACCCCUAGUCUGCAGCCGCUGGCACGACCACCUCGCUCUCCCAGAGAGUGGCGGUGGGGCAGGACCAGGUCCACAUCCUCGCGUGUUCCUGCCGGUGCCUCGGUUAGGUCAUAAGUGAUAGGAGCAGAAUCAGGCCAUUUGGCCCAUCAAGUCUACUCUGCCAUUCAACCAUGGCUGACCUAUCUCCUAACCCCAUUCUCUUGCCUUCUCCCCAUAACCUCUGACACCUGUACUAAUCAAUUAUCUAUCUAUCUCCAUGCUUAAAAAUAUUCACUGACUUGGCCUUCACAGCCGACUGGCAAAUAAUCCCACAGAUUCACCACACUCCGAGUAAAAUUCCUCCUCAUCUUCUUCCUAUAGGAACAUCCUUUAAUUCUUAGGCUGUGUCCUCUGGUCGUAGACUCUCCCACUAGUAAAAACAUCCUCUCCCACUCUAUCCAAGCCUUUCACUAUUCUGUAAGUUUCAAUGAGGUCCCCCCUCACUCUUCUAAACUCCAGUAAGUACAGGCACAGUGCCGUCAAACACUCAUCAUAGGUUAACCUACUCAUUCCUGGGAUCAUUCUUGUAUACCUCCUCUGAACCCUCUCCAGAUCAAGCACAUCCUUCCUCAGAUAUGGUGCCCAAAAUUGCUUAAAAUACUCCAAAUGCGACCUGAUCAGCGCCUUAUAGAGCCUCAGCAUUACAUCCCUGUUUUUGUAUUCUAGACAUCUUAAAAUAAAUGCUGGCAUUACAUUUGACUUCCUUACUAACGAUUGAACUUGCAGAUUCAUUUUUUGGGAAUCCUGCCUCAACACUCCCAAGUCUCUUUGCACCUCCGAUUUCUGUAUUUUCUCCCCAUUUUGAAAAAAGUCUACGCCUUGAUUCCUACGACCAAAAUACAUGACUCCACACGUUGUUACACUAUAUUCCAUCUGCCACGUCUCUGCCCACUCUCCCAACCUGUCCAACUCCUUCUGCAGAGUCCCUGCUUUCUCUACACUACCUGGCCCUCCACCUAUUGUCGUAUCAUCCGCAAACUUGGUCACAAAGUCUUCAAUCCCCUCGUCCAAAUCAUUAAUAUACAACGUGAAGAGCAGCGGCCCCAGCACCAAGCCCCAGAGUUCCGCUAGUCCCUGGAAGCCAACCAGAAACAGACCCCUUAGGUCAUAAGUGAUAGGAGCAGAAUCAGGCCAUUUGGCCCAUCAAGUCUACUCUGCCAUUCAACCAUGGCUGACCUAUCUCCUAACCCCAUUCUCUUGCCUUCUCCCCAUAACCUCUGACAGCUGUACUAAUCAAUUAUCUAUCUAUCUCCAUGCUUAAAAAUAUUCACUGACUUGGCCUUCACAGCCGACUGGCAAAGAAUCCCACAGAUUCACCACCCUCCGAGUAAAAUUCCUCCUCAUCUUCUUCCUAUAGGAACAUCCUUUAAUUCUUAGGCUGUGUCCUCUGGUCGUAGACUCUCCCACUAGUAAAAACAUCCUCUCCCACUCUAUCCAAGCCUUUCACUAUUCUGUAAGUUUCAAUGAGGUCCCCCCUCACUCUUCCAAACUCCAGUAAGUACAGGCACAGUGCCGUCAAACACUCAUCAUAGGUUAACCUACUCAUUCCUGGGAUCAUUCUUGUAUACCUCCUCUGAACCCUCUCCAGAUCCAGCACAUCCUUCCUCAGAUAUGGUGCCCAAAAUUGCUUAAAAUACUCCAAAUGCGACCUGAUCAGCGCCUUAUAGAGCCUCAGCAUUACAUCCCUGUUUUUGUAUUCUAGACAUCUUAAAAUAAAUGCUGGCAUUACGUUUGACUUCCUUA
Leucoraja erinaceus (little skate) is the source of this 2980-nucleotide messenger RNA. RefSeq lists its product as uncharacterized. NCBI's taxonomy places the organism in Eukaryota, Metazoa, Chordata, Chondrichthyes, Rajiformes, Rajidae. The transcript is spliced from 11 exons. Bases 40 to 1206 code for a protein of 388 amino acids. Gene Ontology annotation, molecular function: oxidoreductase activity. The record is from RefSeq and is a predicted model, not a curated record.